This is a messenger RNA of Porites evermanni, 30499 nucleotides long. NCBI's taxonomy places the organism in Eukaryota, Metazoa, Cnidaria, Anthozoa, Scleractinia, Poritidae. The record is from the annotation of a GenBank genome assembly.
UCAGAAACAGAAAGGUCACCCCCAGAUUAUGCUUUUGGUCUCCUUGAAGUUGGAUGCAGUGGAACAAUUGAAGUCAUUCCAGAUUUAAUCAAUAAAACAUCUGAUGAUAACCUGAAGCCACUCACAACAGUAGGUUGGCCUUUGAAAGCUAGAAUGUUGUUGCAAUUGAAAUAAUGUUUUCUUCAUAAUAAUUUAUUUUUUCUACUUUAUUUUAUGCCGAUAGACAUCUUGUUGAUAUCAACUAUAAAAACUGUGAACACAUGAAUUAUUUUAGGAAUGUUUGUGUUAUGGCCAAUUGCAGUGAAGAUCAGGAUAUGUGAGGAAGCAUGAGGGUCCUACGGAAAACUGCCAUAAAUGGAGAGCUCCCUCUUUUUAAAAUUAUCAUUAUUAUUAUUUAUUUAGUAUCAUGGGUGACAAAUUACUCCUUAAUUUUGGCUUGAAAUUUCAGCCAUGUCCAUCCUUGCCGUCCUUUUCAGCAGAUGAUUAUGGAACAGUUCUAAUGGCUACAAAAUGAAAAUAUCCUGUACGAAACAUGCGUCACUCGUGCAGCACUGCUUUAGCGACUUAUAAGCGUUGCACAAAUGGCUGCAGGAGAGCUGCAUGAUAACUGCACCGCAAGCACUGCCGGAGUUUCGAAAAAAUGACCGAGUAAUGCCAGAUGAUUGUGUGAAUCAUGCAUAAGCUAUGCACACUUUUAGUCUUAGAUAACAAAAAUGGACCAUUAUUUUUGGAAUUCAAUUGUUGCACAAAAAGUUUUAGCCUUUUAGCAAAUAGCGUGACAUAGCCCCUUUAAAUUAAAUGAUUAUUAAAUUGCUUUUCUUGUUUAUAGAAGUAUUAUUAUUUCUUUUCAGCUCCCUUGUGGCCUUCCUCCAUUGUUUACCCCUGAUUUAAAAUCUGAUUUGGAGAAAUAUCUUCUGGAUCCUACAGUGUUGCCCAUCCAUGACUUUCAUAAAACUCAAAGGUAAUACCACCUUGUUCAAGAUGUUUUUUUGGUUAUUUAGAAGUACAUGUAAAUGCCUCCAAAUGUUGUAUCAAUGUAUUUAAUUAUAAUAAUCAUUGAUUUCAUUUCAUUAUCUUGAGAAGUGAAGCAGACAAAGAUGAAUCCGUAAACUUAUCAGACCCUUUCCUGGUUUUUUCAACUUUUAAAUGGGACCAGUUAGAAAAUCUGACAACACAGCUAGAAAGAAAUAAAAAAUUGCCUUAAAAUCAGUAAAGUUGCCAACUUUGAAAGUGAUUGGUUAAAAAUCAACAAAGAUCUAAUAAUAUAGCUCUGCAAAGUCACAGAAUUUUACAGACGUUUGUAUGGUGGAGGGUAAAAUUAAAAGAAAAAAAAUAAAAAUUUUGCCAAUUUGUGGAGCAAUACUGUAUCUCUUUGCAUGCAACACUUUUAAACUUUGGCAAUUUACCCUAGUUUAAGACCCUCUUUCCAGCAAUGUCCAUGGAGUUUCAAUUACUGUUCUUAACAUUAUUUGAGUAAAAAACAUACAAUGUAGACAGACCUUUCCUGGAUCAUCUUCCAUUAAGUGAUUAACUGCCAAAUAAUACUAGUUUUCACUGACAUAAAUCAUAGAUGUGAUAUUUAUCCAUUACAAUCAUGUAUAUAUAUGUCACUUAAAAUUUCAUAGCACAACAAACAGCAUCCAAAGUCAGGAUGGUAAAUCCAGAAUAACAUAACCUCAAAAAAGUUGAAAAAAUGACUCUUGCCGAUAUUUCGUCUUUUUUAAAAGACUUUGUCAGGGUCAUUACUUAGAAUUUUAUAGUAUACACUGAUUUACAGUUCAGAUUUGUUUUUUUUUUAAGUUGAUCGAUGUGCUGUGACUCAAUUCUAUUCUUAUGGUACAAAUUUGUUUUCCUUUGUAUUAUACUUGAACAUUAUAUAAACUUUGAUUUCUUGUUUUUAUGUCAGGUUCUGGCCCCGUGAAAGAGACCCAGAAAGUUUGCUUUUUGGUGAUGUCUGUCCAGUACCAUCAACAUUGAAAGUAGAACGAAAUCCAACAACUGGAGAGCUUCUUGGAUAUAAUGAGGUGUGAAGCAUAUUAUGUUUGAAUGUGUUUUAUUAGCUUUAUGCAGUGGAACUCCUUUAGCAUCCUUUGGGACACCUCCAUUCAGGGGAUACAAAUUUUGGUCCCGGAAAAAUUUACACACAAUCUUCAUAUCUGUUACCUCUUUGAAGGGACACCUCUAUUCAAGAGUAAGGCACAUUUUCUCUCGGCCCUGAAACCCAGGUUUAGCAUCCAUCCAGCGGACACCUUAGUGGUGACUGGCCACAGAUAUCAUUGAUAGGUAAAUAAGUGUUCACUAGUCACAAUGGUGACAGUUUUCAAACCACAAACUACAUGUAUCUCUCUUAAAGCAAUGUACUGCACAAACACACAACAUCCCAGAGAUAAGUUAAUCAGGACGUUUAAUUACAUUAUCUAGCUGUUUGAAAUAAUGACUGCAACAGAUUCCAAGGCAGAAGAAAAGAAAAAUAUUUUUAUUUGUUGGUUAUUAUUAACAAACCCCAGCCCAACCUCUAUUCAGGGAACACUUGCCUUGGUCCGUCCUGAAGGUGCCCCCUCAAUAUAAGUUCCACUACACCUUGAUUUCAAACUUCCACUGCCCAUGUGGACAUGGUUGCCUCAAAUCAGGGUAAAAUAAAAUUCUUCAAGGUCAGAGAAAAAUCCAAUUUUGAAGAAAAUUCAGGACAAAUUAAAAUCAUACCGCCUCUGAUUGAAUGCUUUUGAAGGUUAGAAGAAGCAUUUAAAAAAGGUUAGAGGGUAGAGAGAUUGACAAGUUAUAAAAAAUAAUUAUAUUAUAACUUUAAAGGAAACUAUACAAUCUUGUUAUUAUAGUAGGUGGAAGAAACAGACUGCUUGGUCUUACUAAUUUUACUUAAUACACCACUAAUCUUUUACUCGCAAUAGGUGAUGGUGACAGAUACCGGAAGUACGGCCAAAAAUUCUAUGUCCCUUUUACGACAACCUGGGCCACUUUCUUCUUCUGUAAGAGGAGAAUCCACAAAUUAUCCUUUCCUUCCAGGUAUGAAUUAGUCCUGUAUGUUUAAAACUACAGAAUAUAGUUACUACAGCUCAUAUCUGCUCUCCAUUGACACUAUGCAAUUAAAACCUAUUUUCAGAAAAAUGAUUUUGUGUGAUUGUCAAACUGGUGUUAGUUGUAAUGCUCUGAAUAGUGCAGGAUUUGAUUGCCAAAUGCCCAAAGAAGUGUCCUGUUUCUAACAAACGAUACACUCAAAUUGCCUGGCAACCAUUUUGUAAUUACCGUGGAAACUCUCGUGAGUGGACACGCUCGGAACGUGAAAAAGGUGUCCGUAACUGCAGCUGGCCACUUAUGGGAGUGUAAGAAUACAGAGUUUGUAUGGGAGCUGAGAAUAAUGGUGGCCAUAAGUAGAGCUGUUUGCUUACGUUAGUGUCCAUUAGCAGAGCUUGCACUGUAUUUCAGGCUGCCAAAGUGCAACUUUGAAAACAGUCAAACCAGGAGAACUGCCGUUGAGUCAUGUGCUCUUUUUCAACUCCGCUCUUAAAGAAAAGAACAUUUGUACCACCCAAGAAAAUCCCUUGAGUUGCAAAACCCAGAAAGAGCUUUCCUCCUGCCUGUCACUUCUUUUCCUGAGUACAGUACUCCUGGGUGUGGGUGUUUACUGAAGUCUAGUAUAAUUAUAUCAGGUUAUUCUAUUUCUUCUCUGAGAUAAAAAAGUAUAUGUGAAAAGCAUGUAUUAGAGGUAAAAUGCUCUGUUAUGUCUCCUUGUGUUUACAAUUAUUAUGGUUGUAUUUCAGGCCAAGAAGGUUUCUCUCAGUUGUUCAUUCGUGGCAAUCACUAACUCCUAUUGUUUGAUGUUAGGUGGAAUGGAAACUCUAGAAACUUCCAAACCAGAUCUUGUGUUUGAUGGAGAGCUGGACUUUGAGAAAGGUACGGUGUAAUGUUUACAAUGCAUUUGUAUUUUUAUUCUUGUUCUUAGGCAUGUAUACAAUGUAUUUGUAAUUUUCUUUUUCACAAAUUGUUUUUGCUCUACAUUGUAAACCCUAUGACCUGGGUAUGUUUAGGCUUGGAGUUGACUGAGCCAUAAUCACUGAUGAUCGACUGUCAAUAGUAUUGGCUAUUUUAUUCAGAGAAGUCAUCAAGUUUGUUCGCUCAUUGCUGAUACAAUCAGUUACUCUAAAGAAACCAGCUCCAUCCUUCUAUUUUUGUUUUAACGAGACAGUUUAAAUGAAUUGAGUACUAUUACGGUAAUAACAUUGUAACUAUACACAAGAACUUUGGGAGCCACACCAGUUGCUUUUAGUCUAAUUUUUAAAGAGUUUCUUUGGACUCCUGGAGAAAGAACUUAAUUUUUAUAAGUACCAGUAAACUAAUUUGGAGAUUGAACAAAAUAAAGUACAUUGUUAAUAGGUAUAGCCACAAACCUGUUCAUGAAUAUAAUUUAUAUCUUUUUGUUAUUGUCAGAUCUUCUGUCUGUGCCUCCAGGUUUUAAACAGGGGGUCUCAUUUAAUGAAGCCAAUGAAAGAGAACAGCAAGGUAAGAUGCUCUCUCAAAAAUGUGUUAGCAUUGCAUUUCAAGGUUAAAUUUGACCAGCUAUUUGUGCAACGAGUUCUACGGUCACGAUUGACUUCAAACUUGCAGAUAUAAAACUAGAGAGCUCUGAGGCUUGUUUGGCGAAGUUACAGAAAAAUCUGUCUUAGGGUUUUGAAAUUAUUGACAUUUUUUGUAAAAAUGCGGUUUUAAACAUACCGGUAUACCGAUAUCUCAAACUUUUUCAGACCAAUUAAAAGAUAAGUAAUGGUAACAGGACUGAGUGGAGUCCAAUUCGGUCUGUAAUCAUACGAGUGAUUAACAAAAUCGGACGACCGCGUAGCGGGAGUCCGAUUUGUUUAAUCACGAGUAUGAUUACAGACCGAAUUGGACGACACGAAGUUCUGUUACCAAUUAAUCAUAACUUUAACAAAAUUUGUGAUAUAUAGGACUCUUUUUAAAUCAAAAUACAAGAAAUUCCAAGAUUUUUUCGCUAGCAAUGAAAAAAAAAGCCAUUUAAGCGCGCGCGUGAUGGCGCGUACUGUCCAAUUACUCAGGCAUGACGCGUACCGUCCUAUUAAGGCUGAAAUCAGGGCAGUUGAGAACCAAUCAGAUUUGAGAAUUUUGUUAUAGUUAUGAUUAGUAAUGGUAAUCAGUCCGGAAUAUCCCUAAAUUUAAGGACAGGGCCAGCUGAUCACGCGACACUUUUCAACCAAUGAGAAGGCGCGCUUGUGUUUAUCAACAAACAAAUCAACAAAUCAAAACAUCGCCGCAGUGCAGUGAUCAAAAAUUUUCAAAACAGCGGAAGGAGUCGGACAGAAUCAGUCAUCGUUUCGAGGCUCUCAGGCAUAUUUUAAAGACUUUUCAUGAGGUAUACACAAUUUUUUUAAGUGGACAGCGUAUCGGAAGCCAUAUUGGAAGAGUCUCGUGAAAUAUUCAACACAUUUUGUGGCUUAUUUCUUCUUUUAAACAACGCGAUGUAUGGGCGAGAUUUUGGUCGGUUUUCAAGGUAGGUGAAGAAGUAUCUAUUAUUUUUUCGAUUCACAGAUUUUUUUACGAAGUUCUAGAUAUUUUAUCUCGAUUGUCAUAUCGAUUAACUUUUAUCAUGUUGAAUGUGGGGAUGGUAGACAACCUAGAAUUUUGCUACACAAUUUUUGAAUUCCGAGGUCCAAAACACGUACGUUUUCCAUUCCCGGGUUUGUCACAGAGCCGUGUUAUUACUUUUUUUCGCAUUAGUACGAGCCUUUGCCUCUUUUCUUUUCAAGGCCAAAACAACUUUAUUGGUCUUAUGGAUAUUCACGUCCAACAUCUCGCCUCACUUUGCCGAAUUUGUGGGGAUGAAAUUGAAGAUCAUAAGCGCAAGAUAGAUACUAACUGCUUUGUUUCUGAAAUUCACCAAAUCUGGAAAGAUUUAAUUUUGCUGGAUUCUCCAAAUGUUCAUCCACCGUUAAAAAACAGUCAAAGAAAGAAGGCAAAUUUCAAGUGUAUAUGAUGUAUUUCGCUACUCAUUGAACAUGCACUGAUUAUCUGGGAUAAAAUUAAAACAUUGCAGGUACUACAGCCAGCAAGGAACACCAGAUGCGUGUGAAGUCAACACGAAACAACACCAAAAAACAAGCAAGAAAAAUUAAUAAAUUUGAACUACUUCUUAUUCUUGUUAUGAUGAAUGGUUCUUUGAUUCUUGUCCCGUAGAAGUUAAUAGAUAGUAUCAAUCUUGUUUUGUACGAUCUCAACAAAUUUUCACACUCUCUCUAAGGCUAUUUUUCACGGGAGCAGUUUGCUUCUAUCAAAAAUCUUGCAAGCCACAGCUGCAAGCCAUGCCGGUGAAGCCACGACCUCUGCGAUCGGUCCGGAAUCAGUUCGAACUCCCCAAUGAUUCCUUGCAAUGAAUAAUGCUCUUAUUCUCUCACAUGAAUUGUUUUCUUUGAAAUAUUCAAUGUGAAACCUAGACGAGUACUGUUAGCUCAUCUUUAAUUCUGUCCGCCGACUCCGUCCGUUGUUUUGAAAAUUUUUGAUCACUGGGGCGAUGUUUUGAUUUGUUUGUUGAUAAACACAAGCGCGCCUUCUCAUUGGUUGAAAAGUGUCGCGUGAUCAGCUGGCCCUGUCCUUAAAUUUAGGGAUAUUCCGGACUGGUAAUACUGUAACAUGUUUGUUACUUAAAAUACCUGCAACUGAACAACUUAUCUUUAAGUGUCAUGUCUAACAAGUCACCUUGAAUACAUGAACCUUUGAUUCUGUAUCAUAUAAUGGAAGGGUAACAACAGGUUUGUUUAGUGGUGUAUAGGCGUUUGACUAGCUACUUGUUAUAUGCUUAUAGACUGUUUGGCUUUAAUACUAUUGGCUUAAUGGUAAACUGGACAGUGGAAAUUAUAUUACUUCUUCUUUUACUUGUGUUUUCGUCUUUAAAACGCAAGAGACACUCUUUAACUUUUCUAAGGCAAAAUUUAUUUGAUUGUACCGUAUCUUCCCAAUGAAAUGCCAUGCUAAAAGGGCGUGGCAGACCCAGCGUUUGUUUUUGUCUUCACUUUAUCUGGCCUACUAUUUUCAAAGGAGGUUUUCAAUCCUUUUAAACAUUCGUUGCCCAUAGGGCUAUUACAGCUUAAAAAAUGUCUGAAGUGUAGCCAUAAACCUGUUGCACUGUAUUGAAAUAGAGCGAAUUAAAUAAUGAUAAUGACCGACGAUGAAUUUUGAGAGUAGAAUUAUUUCAAAGUCCGGCUCUCAGCUUUUUUGCCCACAUGUUUAAAUUUAGAGCUGUCAACGACGGUACCUCAAGUCGUAGCAAUGUCAGACAUCAUGGCUGGUACCACCCUUGAAGACCUGGAGUAUAGUGAUGAAGAAGAUGAAAUGGAGUCAGACGAGGGUGAUAUUGAUAAGGUGGGUGCUCUGUUAGGGCGAAUUACUGUGAAUACUUGGCGAGCCAACAGUAGGGAGCUUUAGCAACGACGACGGCAAUUGGAGCGAAAACGUCUUAGAUAUAUGAAUUCGCCUUUUUCAAACUUUGUCGCGUUUACUUUAGCCUGCGAACCCAGGCGUAUUACCUGUCGUCGCUUCUCUCCAUCCGAAAAGUACUACGUCUGGGUUAGCAGACUACGUUUAUUCCAACUUGUCUAAAGUGUCAAAUGUAGGUGAAUUUUACCGGAGUUGGAUUUUUGGGGAGCACACCCAAGUUUAGUAAGAGAAAGAAAUAUUCUUCUUUGUGUAUUUAUUUGCUACUGUCAAAUUGUAAAACGAUAAUUGACUUAUCAGAGAGCACCUUUUCUUUAUCUGUAAUACUUGUAUCACUUUACAUUGUAUCAAGUGAAUAAUUUUCAGUCAUGCCAGUGAAGGUGCAGAACCCAUGUCGUUUUUCCACCAUACUUAUUAAAGAUUUUAGAUUCUAAGGCGAGGACGACUACGAGACUGAGAUUCUCCAAAUGCUAAGUAGUGCGCUAAAGGUCUCCAAUAGUUUAGCCUGUGGGUGAUAUUCUUUUCGCGGAUUGACUCUUCUGCUUUGUUUUACCUUGCAUUUACAUGAAAAGGGAGAAUCUGCUGAUUCGGAGGAUGCGGCAGAAGGUGAGAUCUGAAAAUUAUGACUUCCGUCUGUUCAAUUAAGCUGUUUGAUGUAAUAAUAGAAUUUUCAAAUAAGGUUACCUCCAAUAUGCAUUGUAGCAGGAAAUAUAAGUAUUACUAGAUGGGAAUUUUCGUUGCAACUCUUGUAAUCAAAGAUGCGAUACACUUAAGCGUGUAGGCAAGUUCUCCAUUUCAGGGAGAGAAGUUACGUGCGAGCGGCACUCGAAACGAGACUCGAGAAUUAAGGGCUUUGUAGCCUGCGAACGCAGACGUAUUUCUGGUCGUCGCGUCUUUCGACUCGAAAGUAAGAGAAGUGACGCUGUGACGCCGCUCGCUUGCGUCAUGUUUUUGUUUCAUGAAACGCUUUUUCUUGUCGUUAACAGAAAAUUGCUGCCCUCAUCUUGUUGUCUUCUUUUACAGGGAGUGUUGAGGGGCAAGAGAGUCUUGAGGAUGUCUUAGUGGAGGUGUGACAUAUUUACAGUGUAUGACUUUGAAAUAACGUAGUAGUUUAUCGUAGUAGAUGCACUAAUUAUAGAGUAAUAGUUUGUUUCACGAUGUAGUCAUCGCCAUAUUUCGACUUCUUACUGUUUGUGUUCAUCGGGCGAGUAGCCACGCAUUCACGACUGACUUAACUCAUUUCAUGAACAAAUGAUAGCAGCAAAAGGCGUUGGGUGCGGUGCACGUCAUUUUGAUUUAUACAUCGAGUUCUUAUUCGUUUCUUCUGGUCACGUGAAGUAAACCAUACAUGAAGCAAAGGCAUUUUUGAGCGACACACGUCAACCGAAAGGGGACUUUUUGCAUUCUUGGGUAGUGGUUUUGCUCAACAGUAAUCGUCUCUUUCAGAUUAUGGACUCUUGGCAGAACAAAUUUCCUGGUAGCGUUAAGGAGGGGGGCGUAAGGGGGAUCUGAAAACCGCAAAACCGCACAGAAAUACGCCAAAAAACCGCAAACCGCAUAGGAUUUUUUGCCGAAUACCGAAACCGCGUACAUGUAGGCCACAAUAUGAAAGCUGACGUCAGCAAGACUUGUGAUAUAUUCUGAUAACAUUGUGCGUUAGCAUUAAACGUACCAUCAUAACGCUAACGAUAUCUUGUACUACACUGUUAUACUCUAUUUACUACUAACCAAAUGCCAAGUAUGCUGGUCAUGUACUUGAACGAGUAUCGAUUAUCUCCCUUGACUUUGAAAAACUCUGUCACUGAUCCUGUACGUCUUACAUUGGGUGACUGAUUACUUUGGAUGACCCUGUGCUAGUUGUGGAACGCGGAAUAAAUGUUUCUUCUGGAAUUGUGACCUUCUUGUCUCGUAAAGAGUUCACGUUCAGUGGAGAAGACGAUUGUUAAAACGUACAGCUCAUCUGAAAUUCUCCCCUUCCUUUCCUUCUUCAUAGAAGAUUGCCGCGCAAUUAAUUAUUACGUCCUCUUCGCUUUCAGUUGCGACCUCGACGACCUCAGUUGCCAUUGUCGCGAAUUGAAUCAAAGCAAUGAGAACACGAGCCUGUACGGCUGUACGGCUGUACGGCUGUAGCAUGGAAUUUCACGAAGUCGACGCGUCAUUGGCCAAAACGGUUAAUCACAUUAAGUAUUAACUGGAAAAGGCCGUAAUUGCAAACCACAGAGUUAAAUUGUAAGCUGAUAUAAUGAACCCUGAUGCGUUGAAAAACAAAACACUUGGCUCGCGCUUGCAAAACAACCGGAUGCCGACCGUUCUAAAGAGUGUUAUCACCGCAGACACUUUUUUUUUCACCGAAAACCGCGACUUAAAGGUUGUAAUAACCGCAAACCGCUUAGUGUUUUGAAACCGCAAUAUCGCGAGUUAAAAUAAAAAUUACCGCAAAACCGCACCAAAAAUAACGCAAAACCGCAUCACCGCAAACCCUUACGCCCCCCUCGUUAAGACGUAUUAGAAGGGAAAACGCGUCAUUACCGUUUCACGUACGUUGCUCAGAAAUGCUUUCGCUAAUUCUAUUCUCGCAUUUAUAAGCGUGCGCUUUGUCAAUGCAAAAAAAAAAGCGUUCAAAGAGUCAGUUUCUUGCGGACUUCCUGCCCAAAUUUAGGAUCCUAAGUUUAUUUUUUAUUGUUUAGGGUCCAAACUCAGAGAACAAUUUUACUUCAACUGCUCCUGUGGCAGAGAAAUCAGCAAAGGAAGAGUGGGCAGUUAUGGUGAAUGUGACUGAACCAGUAAAGGAUUUUCACAAGCGAGUUCCUGAUAUGGCUCAUAAGGUGAGAGCUCCGUACAGUUUUCUGUUUCUGUGUCUCUUUUCUCUUCCAUUAUUUUUUAUUUAGUCAUAAAGAAACUUAAACGUAAAGAAGAUCAUCGCAGUUUUAGACGCAACUUUAGCAGCAGCUGUUAGUGAAAAGAAGCUUGAAAUACAGGCUUAUACGUAUUUUUAACCCUCCCCCCCCCGCCCGCUGCGAUUCUGGUGCAGCGCUAUACCAAUUGUUCAUUAAGUUAGUUCGUUACAAUCCCGUGAAAGGAUGAAGAAAUAAAGUGAAAUUCAUACAGUUGAAAUUGAACGUAAAGAAGAUCAUGGCAGUUUCUUUCGCAGUCAAAAAAGGCCAGUACGGGAUUCAAACCCUUGACCUUUGCGAGGACCCUCCUUUAUCUUGGCUUGUACUCCCAGCACAACUUAGAUUAGCCUGCGAGCAAGCUCUCCAUUUGGGGAAGUCCGAGAAGUCACGCGAGAGCAGCACGCGAGAGCAGCACGUGAAAGGAGACGCGACUCCUGCAUUAUCAGGCUAAAUUUGAUAAAAGACUUUGUAAAGUGUGUACAUUCAUGUGAUUCUUAAUGGGUAGUUCUCCUCUUAUAGUAUUUCAAUUGUAUUUAGGAUUGAAUGUUUUACAAACGACUGGCUCUCACGCAGCAAUUGCUAAUCUGGACAAUCCGGGAUUUAUGAUCAGAUAGUUUCUUUAUUACAGUGCAUGAUUAAGACCAAUGAUAACGAAAAGGAGUUCUACAUGGUGAACAUAAACGUUCAUAAGCUACUACGCUGUACUUGCUUGCAUUAAUGCUAUUUAUCUUUUGUAUAAUGUGGUCCAUGUAAGAAGGAAAACAUCCUUUUUCCUGAAGUGUGACCGUUCACAGUGCUAAUGUCCCUAAUUAUUUCUUUGCUCUCCUUUGGCUUGUAGUGGAAGUUCGAGUUGGACACAUUUCAAAAACAGGCUGUUCUAUGUUUGGAGAACAAUGAGAGCGUGUUUGUUGCUGCUCACACAUCUGCUGGGAAGACUGUUGUAGCCGAAUACGCGAUUGCACUGGCCAGUAAACACAUGACUAAGUACGCUUAUAUGACUGACCACUUUCGUUUUAUUGAAAUAUGUGGCGAUCGUUGAAAGUUAAGAUAGAAUUCAGUCCUGUGUCAGAUCUUUCCUAGAGUAUCUUUCCUAAGCUUUAACUUAACAGCACAUAUAGUAACCAUAAAGGUGUUUGUCCCUUUAUUCGCAGAAUUUGCACAUUGAGAACUGGCCAGUUUAUCCCUCCGAACUGCUCAGAUUCUAUUCCUCAGUAGCGCACAGAAACGUAUUGAAAAUGGCCUGUUCUUUGCGAAAAUGUCCAGUGAGGGUUAAAAAGGAAAAAGGAAUGCUUUUUACCCACAGCCUUCGAAUCCAUCACGGCGCCUCCUCAAAAAUAGGGCGCGUAAUCUUUGGCGAUUACUUACAAGUGCAAUGUCAUUUCUAGUUACACAGUUCUUAGAAUCUACCUGUACUCUUUCAGAAACUCGGUUAUAUCUACUGCCGUAGUGUCAUCGUAAGCCGAUUUAUUCGGUACAUAACUAAUAAUGUGACCGUUCGGAAUAUUUUCUCUCUCAGGACUGUGUAUACUUCUCCGAUCAAAGCUUUAUCCAAUCAGAAAUUUCGAGAGUUCAAGGAUACUUUUGAAGAUGUCGGUUUGUUGACCGGUGACGUGCAAAUCAGACCCGAGGCGUCCUGUCUUAUUAUGACCACAGAAAUUCUGCGGUGAGUGUUUUACGCAUGCCCGCACUCCUCGCAGCUCUUGUUUAUUUUUUAAUCUAGAUAUCAAAGGGGAGCUUUUGACCGACAUUUGUACAAAAGCUAAAGGUGUUUUUUAAAUAGCAUUCCAGUUGAAGUGAAGAGAAGUUAAGCAACGCAAUGAGCUAAUCAGAAUUCGAAUCAUAUCAUUCUUAUUGGAUAAACACAGCCAUAAGCAAGUACUUGGUGCUAAUCAAGAACGGAAUAAGUUUCGUGUUAUUCCUGUCGCAUUUUGAGCUAAGGUAAACUCGCUGGGUUAAUUUGUUUGUUUGUUUAUCUGUUUUUUUCCUCCCGCAAGCAUAACAGUGACACUUUCAAACGAAAGCGAGGGGGGACUGAAAAGCUCAAGUAACUCUCGUUGCAUUUGUGUCAUUUAAUCCUUGCCCGCGUAAUUUAUCUGAAAGCUUAACGUAAAAUAUUCACAUGAGCAAACUGAAGCAGUAUUUGGUGACUUUCUUUCCAGGUCUAUGCUGUACAACGGUUCAGAUACAAUACGUGACGUUGAGUGGGUGAUUUUUGAUGAAGUUCAUUAUGUUAAUGAUGAAGAGGUAAUUAUGUCGUUAAUUCAUUACGUGUUUAUAUGCACCAAACUUUCUUCGAGCUCAAAGGCGUGCCUUUGCUUGUAAGAGUUAGAUUUUGUACCCGGCAAUAUAAGAAAAGCCAUCACAGAGCCACCCUUUAGAUGACUGUGGCCACUAAACGACUAUCUUAUAAGUGCGAUAGCAUACCACCGCCGCCGAGAAUAGGGUUUGCAUGUCACCCAUUCCUCAGAAAUGAUAUUUUUCGUUAACAGACUAUUUCUUCUUUGACAGAGGGGUGUUGUUUGGGAAGAGGUGUUGAUCAUGUUGCCGGCGCAAGUCAAAAUCAUCUUACUAUCUGCCACGGUACCUAACACUUUGGAGUUUGCAGACUGGAUCGGGUGAGCGAGUUAAGGCCGUAAAUUCCAUUCUUUACAAACACUAAAACAACUAGUUUAAUCAACUCAUCCUGUGAACACUUGCUAUGGAUUUCUCGAACGAGGGUUCAGGGUAAACCAUAUUUCAAACAUAGUGUUCUCGUCUAGCAAACAAACCUGGACUUAAGAUGUUACCCCUUUGUUUGCCCCAAUUGCUCAUGGAGCAUAAGGAUUUGAAUCGACAACCUGGUUUGUUUUGGCAGCCUCGACUUACAAACGGCGACAAUAUUGUUGAGGCACCAAGAGCCAUAAUAGGACAGAGAGGGAGUCUGAGGCCGUUGGCCGGAAUAUCUUUAUUUCAAAAAAGUUAUUUUUAGAACUAUGCGGACCACGCGGAAACAGUUUCCGGUAAACUGGUUGACUUCCGGAAGACUCGCUUUCACGAUUCGGCGCGCCAAGGCGAGGCGGCGUCAACAACAAAAGAAAAAAAUGGCGGCACAAGUGGAGGGACGAUGUGGAGUUGAUAAAUUGGCCUUCUUCAACAAAGAACCUGCCAUAGAAACUGCUGAAAACGUCUACACAAAAGGGUCCUUUACAAGCAACGGUAGAAAUCGGUUAAAGCGACCGCGUGACCAUCGUUUUUGUUUGAAGAGCUGGAAAGAGGACAGUGCUAGAAAUUUUUUAUGCCUUCCAACGAUGAAUACCCGUAGCGAAAUCUCAUCACGCUUCCCCAACAACAUAUGUUUAGUUACUCAAAUCGCGUGAUAUUGUUUUCAACCAAUCGGAAAAAGGAAUUACCAAUCAGUAUAGAUGGUUUUCAGAGUGACGUCAUCAAAUUGUAAAGUCAAAAUAGCGAGGUUUUACGAAUUCUUAUUUACACUAGGUUGAAGGUAAACAAAAAGUAAAUCUUUGUACAAGUUUCCAUUCCCGUAGCAUGUUUCAUUUCGAAAAUACAGCAAUUUGAACUUCCGAGUUUUCACACGGUGCAUGACAUCAAAAUAGCAAUGCUGUUUCGUUGGGAAAAAAAAAACCUCUCCUCUUGAUUUUAAGCGGUAUAACCAUUUUAAGUAGGAGAUAUGCUUAUGGGCACGUAUGCUAGCUCUCGAGUGAAAAGAAAGAGCUUUUAUAGAAAAAGUGAAAUCCAGAUGUUUUUGUUGAUUUCCGACGGCCAUAUUGGUGGACCACCAAUAUGGCGUCUGCGAUACAAAGCUCUACAAAGUUGCGUGAAACGUUUCGGCAAAUAAAUCAGAAACUGUGGGCCACAAAGACCUGAGACUUGGACAAAUUGUUUAUAUAUUAGUCUUUUAUAACAUUUCACUUUCUUGGUUUCUUCCACUGGACGGUUUCCAAUUUAUGUUUUCGUUGCGUGACAGUGAAAACGAUCUAUUUUCAGGCUCAGAUUAUGGUCUCCGUGAUUAUGGUCUCCUUUCCUUUCUCCCUCGCGCGCGCCCAAAUUCCCCCUUCCCCUUCCCUUUUUAACCCCAGCCACGCAGGCUAUUCACAGUCGGAAGUUAUCGUCGACGCGAAGGUGAGCGAUCGACAGCGACGGUGUUGCGCGCCUUGACGAAAUAUCAUCGGUUGUGAAAGUAGUUUUACUUGCCAUGUGCUUCGUGGUUUUUGCUUUCUGUCUUGUUGGAUGCAGUUCAACGUGAGCUUUGCGGAGAUUUUCCGCCGAACCGAAGUGGUAUUUAUUGUUGUGUUACACACUGUUAUGGUUCAAAAGGCAUUGUUUAGGAAUUCUCUAGUCCGUUGACCUUUUAUGAUGCAACUCAUGCACAUUUUGAACUGUCAGCUGGAUCUCCGUAAUAGACCUAGAUUGGUAAAAUCUUCAAUACCAAAUUUUAAAAUUAAAACAGUAAACUGAUCCUUACGGCAGAAAGACUAAUGUCACGUUUAUGGUGUACCUGUAUUUAUUUUCCCCUUUUAGCCCCCAUUGAAGGUUUGUGUUGCAUACCGAAAUAUUGGGCAAAUAUAAUUCACCAUUUUAGUUUUUGUUUUCACUCUUCCUACCGUAAUUAAGGGGGGGAACUCCCAUAUAAAAGUGACGGGGAGUCCCCCCGGGUCCCGUGCCUGGUCGGGAUUUUAAUUAAGGUUAAUUAUAGAUUGCGAGCAGUCCCUCAGGAUGGAGAGCGACUAGCUAAUAACGAAAAAACAUUGGUCAACCGAGGGGAAACUGGGUUGGUGUAUAUGUGCCCCUUGCGGCUCCUUGCUUGAUGGGUGGGCCGACAAUAUCUUCUGACAAUCGUGUAGUCAAAACCUCAACCUCGUUUAAAAGAUUCAUCCUCCAAUCAACAACAACAACAAUCGUUAUUACUAAAUGCAUAAUUAGCGCAAGACAUAUAUAGUCGUCCUUCACAAAUUAGCAUGGUCGCUUUUUGAGGCGGAGACAGGAUAGAAAUUCAGUAAGUUCUUCAGUGGCUCCAGAUAAUUUCCACGAGAAAAGUGAGGACGUUUCCAAGCUUAUUUACUUACGAUCUAUUUACAAACUGUAAAAGAAGAUUUUAAAAAUAUUGCAAGAACACGCAAUUUUCACAACCUUAAUCAAUAUUUAUUAAGGAUUCUUCAUAUACUGAACAACUCGUUAGUGGAUAUCUUCUUAUGAUGUGCAAUAAUAACUUGAUUUUUUAAAAAAAUAAUAUAUACAAUACACCAGCAAACUCUUUAUAUAGUUUUUCUUAAUACGAUCAGCGUUUCUAAUCGGUCCGCAUAAUGCUACAACAUGUACAAUUCAGGGAUUUUUUACAAAUAAGGAAAAUAAAUGUUACUGAUUCCAUUUGUACAAUGAAGACUGUGCACAGAGUAAUUCAUUUAUGACACUUGUCAGUCAAGAGAAAUUAUCUGAUUGUUUAAUAGAAUCUUAUGUGUAACGAGGGAAAAGUGUCGAAUUGGGGUGAAGGGAAAAAGGGAGAGGGAUUGGGGAGAGUAAGCUCUCUUCUCUUUUCCCUUUUGCGCUUUCCCCCCUCCUCUCCCCCCUCCUCUUUCCCCCUCUUCUCCCCCUUCCCCUCCCGUUGCGCCUGUACUAGAUAUUUAAAAGGCCAAUACUUCUUUUUACUGUAGUGUGGCACUUUCAUGCUAUUAAGAUUUGUUUUACUUGUGACUGCGCAGGUCAAGACAGGAUAAUAAGGUCUGGGGCUUUCCACAAGUUGCAACAUACAAUCCAUCAUUCUAAGAAACUGCAAUUUUCCAGCUUAUUUAAACAUGAUCACAUAAAAUUUCAAGUUAUCUAGACUUAACUAGAAAUUCAGCCAAUAGGAAAGACAGUGAAAAUUCGUAUAAGUAACCACAAACUCAUGAUUGAAACUGGAAGAUAUAAUCAAACUUCCCGCAACGAUAGAUUCUGCCCUAUUUGUAACUCUGGUAUAAUUGAAGACGAAUUUUUAUUACUUCGGCGGAGCGCGAAGUAAAGGAUUCGCGACGCUCAGGAAUGUAUCAAAGUUGCAAUUUUUUGACAAGAUUGGGCAAGCAAAGUCUGUAGGUUUGCGGCUCUAUUCGGCUAUUUGACGAAGUGAGAGGCGAAUUAGUCCGAGAUAUCUCGAGAUCACUUCGAUUUCUUUGAUUUAUUCUUUAACUUUUUGAGGAAGAAAGAAUUACUAUUUUGGCCUUCCCAGGGUUUGAACCGACUCACCUCUGUGACCCGUCAGAUCAGAGGAGACUCUAAGUUGAGGGAUUAGCCGAUUGCGCUACUGCGACCCAAGGAAGUUUGGCAUGCGAAAAAUAGUUAUGAAAUGAUGCAAUAGUUUCGGGACAAGAUUGGGCGUGCAAGUUCGUGACUUUUCGGCUUGUCUCAACUAUUUCACGAAAUGAGAUCGGACUACUUCGUGAUAUCUUGACAUCACUUCGAGUUUAGUCUUAAAUUACUCGAGGAAUAAAUAGAGGAUAUUUCGUGGCCGAGCAGACACACGAAAUUUCUCUUCGAGUGUUGAAAAACAUUUCACGAGUGAGCCCUCCUUUCGAACUGUUUUAUGAUGAAUUUAAAGUUACAAAAUGCUGCACAAAGACAUUUUGUCUUUGUUGAGUGUUACGUAGUAAAAUUGCUUUCAUGCGUUGCGUCACUUUCUCAAACGUUCUCUACGUUUUUGGAUUAGCCAUGAAUAAUUAAUUAGGGCAUGUUUACAUUUCAGCAUGAGUCAGCAGAUUUGCAUCAGUUACUGAAAUCGUAAAAUAUGUCGAAAAGCUACUACUAUUCGCCUGUUUAGUAUUUUCUAGAACCUUACGUCAAACGGUAUACAAGCUUCAAGCGAGUUCUUUUGACGAACUAAGUUUUUUCCCACGAGCUGGACUGCUGUGUUUAGUCAAGUGUGACGAAGAUCGAUUUUCAGGUUCUGUGUUUACAAGUUCGCGGAAGCCGUAAGAUAUCUGAAGUUCAAGUGAGAGUUUGUUAUUAUUGGUGGAGGCUGUUUAGUUUUACUCAAAGAUCAAGUCAAGUUUGUGUUGGCGGAUGCUGUGUUUUAAAGCUCUGUUAAGGCCUCCUCCUUACCCAUGCCUACGCUGUUUUUGAAGCCUGAUGUGACUAAGAAAAAUAGAGAAUUGUUUUUUAGAAGGAUUUGUAUGGAGUCAUCAGAGCAUAACUGGGCUAAUAUCGCGGAGACAAUUUGUCCUGAAAUGCUAGUUUUUGGCAAGUAGGCCUCUUGGAUGUUGCUCUUUUCAGAAUAUCCUGACAAAUCCCAUAAUUUCACACCUUACUCUUACCAUAUUUGAUUUCUUACUAUUCCUCCGCAUUUACAAUUAAUUAGUUCCACAACCACGACGCCGAAGUGUACGCUAGCUCCGUAGCGUCUUGUUUCUCUUCAAUUGUCCAAAAUAUUCAAUCCCAAGGGAGAAAUUCUACAAUCAAAUCCAACAAAAUUUUGUCGACUUUAGGGCCUGUGUACAUGGAGUGGGGGACCCCGGUCUAGUGGGGUUGGUUUCUUUUGUUUUCACGCUCUGGGGGACACAAAACAAAAGAAACCUACCCCACUAGACCGGGGUCCCCCACUCCAUGUAAACAGGGUCUUAAUUAGCUAUCUUACACAGAAUUGAUAAUUAAAUUGAUGAAUCACAGAAUUUUUCCGUAAAUUCACAUUUGUUGAAAUUUGUCUCAUUAUGUAAUGAUUUGCGUACUAAUUUGUUAUCAAAUCAUGCUGAUGACACUUGAUUGACUGUGGUAAUCAUUGCAUUGCAUCAUCAUUGUUAUAAAUUGUAACUUUAUGUUAAAGCUAUUGCAAUACUGUAACUACAUAAUUAUAGUCAUGCAACUAAAGCUUAUGUUGUUGUUGUUGUUGCUCGGCAACUUUUUGGCAACUUCUCGUAUUUCGAGCAACUUUUUGCAUUCUGAGCAAUUUCUCUAGUUAUCUUCUAAUUCUGAGAUAUCGAAACAGCUUUUAGUACAUAAAUUGACCUUUUUUUUCAUAUUUCACAAUGUCUUAGUAGACAAUUUAUGAAUUUCCUGUAAAAAAUGGGAGCCCAGUCCUCCCACCUAGGGCAGAUCAUGGGCAGCGGUUUUAAGAGAAAAUUCAAAAUGGUGGACGAAGAUUCACACUCGACUGAGUAACGAAGGUCAUUCAACAAUUUUAUUAGCUCAUUACAUUUUUUUGGUUUUAAUUGAGGACAACGUUAUUUAGCAACGCUGGUUACGCUGCAAAAUUGCACAAAAAUGCUUACUUUUGUUGUACAAUCAGACCAAAAAAGGUUUUGUUUCUACGAGCAACUUUUGAGCAACUUUCGUUACAAAAAGCAACUUUUGAUGGUUUUUUUGAGCAACUUUUGGGAGACUUUUUGAGGAAUCACGGGAAACUUUUUGCAAAAUCUCGAGCAACUUGUGGAAAGUCCUAAUAAGGUCAGAGAUUUAAAAUAACCAACGACAAUUUGACUCUAUUUUGUCAAAUAUAAAUAAUCAGAAUCUUAUGCUAGUACUUAUGUAUAUUUGACAAAUUGUAAAAUUGUCAAAUUGUCGGAAACGCAACUGUACAUGUAACGCAACACGACACGUAGGUUAACGAUGAAUUCUGAGCCCAUACAACACUACACAGAAUCAAACAGUUCAGUCUGAGGGUAGAAUCCUGAGUCAAGGUUUUGCUUCACUUGUUACAGCUCUUCUCUACUGUAAAAAAUUUGCGUGAAAUCCAACAUGGCUACGAUUAAAAGGUUAAUUUAUUGUAAAAUCGAGACGAGCGAUGCCUUCUAUGAGAAAUAGUAGGGUAAGUACACGCAGUUCAAAUUUAAGUGUUACCCUAAGAUUGUUGCAAAAAUUGAUCAUGGGUAUUCCGGAUCUCAAAAAGCGCUCUAUUUAGCACACGUAUAUAAUGUUCCUCGAGAUCGCUUGUCAGCGGAGUUUUAAAGGCUUGCAGGAUCAAGCCAAGGAUCCUAAAUAAGUUGUUUGUUGAUUGAGUAGGAUUUCUGAGCUUUUUCCUAGCAUGAGUAUCAUUGCCCCUAGUUGUCUCUUUGUUAGUACUCUCUACUUCUCUAUACUGAUUAUCUACGGGGCGUUUUACACCACGCGGGGUCGCUCCUGUUGAAUUCUCAGUGCCACCGUUUUGGACAGUACCUGUAUCGUUGCCUAAAAAGGCUUGUUCAAUCCCCACUUGCUCGUUUGUGAGCAGCACAGAGUCAUACGAUUCCAUCUUGGUUCCCAGACUGAGCGUUCUCUGAAACUGUAUGACGGGCUGAUUUUGCACUUUUGUUUGAUCAGAGGGUGUGUUGUGAAUACUUGGGGCAUCUUGUAGAGUUCUUAGCUCCACUUCACCAGUAAAUUGUGAGGGAGAAAACAGCUGGCCAUCACCUCCAUCAAGGAUACUGAGCAAAUCAUUCUCUGAUAAGUUGAAAGAGAUGGGGUUGUUUUCAUCGCCGAGAAUGUUUAAGACGUCUGUUAGAUCCUGAUCCCAUAAACUAGCCGCACUUUGCGCUGAUGUANAGGUUAAUUUAUUGUAAAAUCGAGACGAGCGAUGCCUUCUAUGAGAAAUAGUAGGGUAAGUACACGCAGUUCAAAUUUAAGUGUUACCCUAAGAUUGUUGCAAAAAUUGAUCAUGGGUAUUCCGGAUCUCAAAAAGCGCUCUAUUUAGCACACGUAUAUAAUGUUCCUCGAGAUCGCUUGUCAGCGGAGUUUUAAAGGCUUGCAGGAUCAAGCCAAGGAUCCUAAAUAAGUUGUUUGUUGAUUGAGUAGGAUUUCUGAGCUUUUUCCUAGCAUGAGUAUCAUUGCCCCUAGUUGUCUCUUUGUUAGUACUCUCUACUUCUCUAUACUGAUUAUCUACGGGGCGUUUUACACCACGCGGGGUCGCUCCUGUUGAAUUCUCAGUGCCACCGUUUUGGACAGUACCUGUAUCGUUGCCUAAAAAGGCUUGUUCAAUCCCCACUUGCUCGUUUGUGAGCAGCACAGAGUCAUACGAUUCCAUCUUGGUUCCCAGACUGAGCGUUCUCUGAAACUGUAUGACGGGCUGAUUUUGCACUUUUGUUUGAUCAGAGGGUGUGUUGUGAAUACUUGGGGCAUCUUGUAGAGUUCUUAGCUCCACUUCACCAGUAAAUUGUGAGGGAGAAAACAGCUGGCCAUCACCUCCAUCAAGGAUACUGAGCAAAUCAUUCUCUGAUAAGUUGAAAGAGAUGGGGUUGUUUUCAUCGCCGAGAAUGUUUAAGACGUCUGUUAGAUCCUGAUCCCAUAAACUAGCCGCACUUUGCGCUGAUGUAGUUAACUCCAUCUCUGUGUUUUGAGCCAUGCAUCUGGUGAUUUAAAUGAAUAUACAAACACGUUAACUGGAAGAUUCCCAUUCUGCGUGCUGGGCAGGCGCCAGUUUUUUUUAGGGCGAAGGAAAAAUCUCGAGGGCGCGCGGCCUGUAAUAAGAUGAUUAUCGGCACCUGCUACGUUGGCAGAAGUUCCCGAACACGGAAAAAUAAAUGAUUGUCUUUAUCGUGAUUUAUUAUCCCUCUUAGCUGAGGCUCGUGGACUCACAACACUUAGACAAUGUUAUGACUUCACUUUAUCAUCGAUAAGUCAAUUUGUUGAUUGUUGUUUGGCAUUUUAAAGAUAAUCCGUUGUCAAUGCCCCGCUUAAAAAACCACAGACAUUUUGGGCCUCGAUCUCAACUGUAGAUUGCGAAACUUCGGCAGUCGCAGUUUACUCCCGGUAACACAUGUACUAACAGCCGGUACCAAAGUUCACCCGAGCAUCGCUGGUUGUGUAGAAUAAAUUAUAAGGGUUUGUGUGGAAAGUUUAGUGCGUCCUUAUGGUCCCUAUGUGUUACUUAUUGCACGUUUUUGGUGUUGUCAGAGCGAUUCCAGCGAGUUUUAAUUAGCUGUGCCCUUCUUUGGCACCGACUUACUUGUGAGCCUGCGCUACCUGUGCAAAUAGUCGCGUGUCUUGACGCAUUGUGAUACAGCUAUGCGGAAAGUUAAAUAUCCCCCGCGAAAAUGGUUUUCUGCUAUAAAUUAAUUAUUGAAUCAGAAUUUUCGGAUGCAGAGAGGACAGGUAUACCAACAUAAUUGUUUUUCGACUAAAAGCAAUAGUAAUAAGAUUCGUGAAUCCCUUCGUAGCAAAAAGACCUGCAUGCCGUCGUAUAAGUUUGAUGAAUGCAUGAUACCUUCAAACCUUUUCCUGAAAUACCUAGCCUCACCUUGAUUUAGGCCCAUUUCCAUGUAUCUUUGUCUUUCUAGUUUUGUUGUUCAUAGUCUGUAACUUCAGAUUUAUACAACCCGGGAGCACACAAUCUGAUCUCGUACAUGGGACGUGCACGGUAGGCUGGCGUAUCGUAGCAGGGGAAUCCUGCGGGAACCGUGGUGGCAUGUUCUUUCUAUUUGUCGCGGAGAAGAUACUCCCUAUAAAAUCAAACUAUUUUGAGACUAGCUAUACAGUAUGAAGAACGCAAUUAGAAUAUGUUUUAAAUGUUAACUCCAUCGCCUGCCAUAGGAAGUAGUGCACUUGACCCUGGGCUAUGGAAAGAUCCAUUCUAUCUUCAUUUUACUUCUAGUUACAACCAAACUAAAACCGACAUCAGAUCAACAAAAAACCUAUGAGGGGAUUUAUUACCCUUUAAAUGGACCUUUAAUCAGUUUGUUCCCAAUAUAAUUUUGAUUCCGAGGAGACUGAAUACUGUCAAUUAAUGGCUUUAAAAACUUUGAGCUGAUAUCAGAAAAUUUGACGAGUAAAAAGCUGCAAAGGCAGUUUAAGUUAUCACAAACUUACCAACGAUAGCUUUAUGACGUCUUCUUUCUUUGAUAGUGUGCACGAGCUCAAAACAAAAUUUGCCGUAAAUGAAGAAACUCCAGUUUUUAUGUACAAGUUUAUUUUUCUAGCAUUUUCGCUCGACAAAGAAAUUUUUAGUUUGUUACUUAACAUGUUUAUAAAUUGUUAUUUGCUGCGGUUCUAAGAAUAGAAGCAAAUUAUUGUUUUCACGGUUCCAGCUUAUUGACAGCUGUCACGGAUACUCAUGUAUAAAGGGGCGGGAUUUUACUGAGGUGAUCAUUCUAAGCUGACAUCGCUGCCUGAGUUUCGUUUGUCAAUGCUUUUUUCUUUUUGUGUCAUUUGAAUUUAUUGCCGUUGGUGGUUGAUGUACUCAUAAUUCUGUAUUCUAGUUCAACCUCUCUCCCUCGAGGUUCAUGUUAAGGCGGUGUCCGGCUCUGCUUUCGGGUGGGUUCAGGUUUCCUCCUUAGUGAGGGGGUUUUUCCUGACGGGCAGCAGACACGAUAUCAUCUUUAUUAUUGAUCAAAGAACUUUACUCGGAACUUGUUACAUUUUUUUUUACUUCACUGCCUUUGCAGUACCUAAGUGUUUGUGUUUGUAUGAAUAAACGGGGACUGAUGUUCGCAUUACGCUGGGCUUCUAUCCAGUGCAGCAGUCAGUUUUCCUAUUUAACAUGGAAUGAUUUCAUUGUUUUCACUGUUCACCGUUUCAACAAUAGGGAAUAGGGAAAACUUAACCUUUGUUCGGGAAUUGAGCCUUGCCCCUCCCCCAGCUGAGACAGGACUGAGACAGCAACGGAAGUCGAGCCUAUCUUUUGGACAACGUAAUAGUUUAAUCAUCAACAAUUUCUCUUUAUCGUAUUCAAUAUCUGUUACCUUCCAUGGUUAAUCUUUUUUACCGCAUGAGGAUCCUCAAGACUUAGGGCCUGUUUACAUGGAGUGGGGGACCCCGGUCUAGUGGGGUUGGUUUCUUUUGUUUUCACGCUCUGGAGGACACAAAACAAAAGAAACUUACCCCACUAGACCGGGGUCCCCCACUCCAUGUAAACAGGGUCUUAGAGAUUGCGCAAUGCAAAACAAAAGACGUGUUGAAUUUCAUCACGACUGAAUGUUUCAUUUUAUUCUCAAGUCAUCGCUUGACAGCUUAACCAAAUUAAUUAGAAAUUUUAUUCAUUGCACUCAAUGGAAACACAGAAAAGAACUCGUGGGACCUUUCAAAGCAAGCCGCGACAAACGGCUAGUAAAACGCGUGCGAACAAUUUGCGUGUGAGCUGCAAAUACCGAGUUAAAAAACUUUUUUUUCUUGUGUGUGUGUAAUAUUUGGCCAAAAGCGAGGAAAACUAAAUGCACGUCGUAACAUUUAUUCCGAAAACAAAUCUUACAUAGAAUUCUUUAGUCAGUUUGCGAGAGUUUACGCAAUUUUUUUAGUACAAUAUUUAUUUGCCAACGGAAGGCCUUUUUGUUACAAGAGAAAUGUAUUCGUUGUCUGGUAGUUUCGAAAACACAGCACUGGAAAACGAAGACCGAAGCACGAAGCACGAAGCACCCAAAGCACCCAAAGCACCCAAAUCUCGAAGACGAAGUACCUAAAACUCGAAAACGAAACACCCAAAACUCGAAACCUGUGUGCCCUUGAAAAUCACGAGACAGUCCCUUGUCAAGUGACCAAUGCUAAAACAGCAGGAUAACGAACAGACUGCUGUUCAAAACUAUUCAAGUAGAACUGCGAGGUGUUGGAAAUGCAUUUCCGCCGCCCUGACUAAAUUAAAAAAAGUGACGACUUCCUGUCGAUGUCACGUUUACCUAGUUUUGUAAAGAAAAACCUAGAAAGAAUGUGCAGCUAGUAUUUUGGCCUAGUGAAAACGGCAGCCAGUAAUACACUUUGAUCACGUCUAAAACAGGAAGUCGUCACUUUUUUAAUUUAGUCAGGGCGGCGGAAACGCAUUUGCAACACCUCGCAGUUCUACUUGAAUAGUUUUGAACUUCAGUCUGUUCGUUAUCCUGCUGUAUCAGCAUUGGUCACUUGACAAGGGACUGUCUCGUGAUUUUAAAGGGCACACAGGUUUCGAGUUUUGGGUGCUUCGUGCUUCGGUCUUCGUUUUCGGAACUACCUCGUUGCCUGAACGACUUAGCCUGCGAGCAAGCUCUCCUAUUUGGGCAAACGAAGCGAGCCUCGCGAGAACGCGCGAGCGAGGGGCCAAGGGCCCCUGCCCCUCGCGGCUUCGCCGCUCGCUCGCGCGUUCUCGCGAGACUCGUUUUUCACUCACCCAAAUAGGAGAGCUUGCUCGCAGGCUAUGGACGACAAUAAACUACGAGCAGUCUAUUAUUUUUCUUUACAAAGUUACGCAAGGCGUAAACCAUGCAGUCUAGAGGCGAAGCCGCGAACUCUUAAACGAGAGCGUCUCGACCUUAACUGAUUUCACUGAAAAGCUUUGGCCGGAAAACGGAAAGCGCGGGCAUGGAAGGGUAAAUUCUCUAUUGUAAAGUCGUUGUUUACCAUCUCGUUAGCUCGAAUAAGAACUAAACAGAUUUUAAGAGAAAAGGCGGGCUGCAAACAGUCUAGAAAGACUUUCUUAAAUGUUUGAAAUAAACACGACCUAGAAACUCGUAAUAUUGUGAGACGUGACCUUAGAGUUUGCUUGAACAACAGGGGUUUUCCUUCCUUUCUUUGUCGCGCGUUGGUCACUACGCCACACGUGGAGCGUUUUAAAAUUGUGUUUUUUCCGCCGCACAGAGACUUACAUUUAGCGGUCAUGAAAAUGGUCUAUGCAAAAAACGGCGGCUGAAAGCAGUCUAGAAAGACUCUCUUAAUUGUUUGAAAUAAACAUGACUUAUAAACCCGUGAUAAUGCGAAACGUGACCUUAGAGUUUGCUUGAACAACAGGGGUUUUCUUUGUCGCGCGUCGGUCACUAUGCCGCGCGUGGAGCAUUCUAAACUUUUACUGAGUAAAUCUUGCUUUUUCCGCACUAAGACAUACAUUUAGAGGUCAAGAAGAUGGUCCAUGUAUAUUGGGUAAUAAUUUUUUAUAAAAUAACUGAGAUAGUACGCGUGAUCUGAUUGGUCAAAAACCUAUGGUUUAUUAUACCGGUAAACCCAUAGAAAAAGGCAUCCGGACCACGAGCCAUAAACAAAACCGGCUAUUGAUCUGCAAACAAUGAUUUUAGAAAGGCUAAAAAACAGAACAAUAGUAUCAAAAGCGUUGGUUUCCACAUUUUAUUACUCCCAUAACCUUAGAAGUAAUAAAGUACAAAGCUGGAAAGCAGUUUACAUUUCACGACGAUGCCAAAUCGCAGAGAAAGGCAACAACUGUGUGAAUUUCUGGUCUAGAAAGUCUCGAGAAAAACUUAACCAUGUGCCAACCAGCAACAAAAAUAUGGUUUUAGUACCGGACAAAUCAUGCGUGGAAAUCGGUAAACAAUAGGUUUGAUCUUUACAGAAUUUUCAAACAUUGCAAUGUUAGUUCAAUAACCACACAGCAGUUUAAUAAGUACACAACAGAUCAAUAACCACACCAGUAGUUCAAUGACCACACAUUAGUUCAUAGCCUGCGUGCAGACGAUAACUAAACUCUGAUUAGUACCGUCUGCGAAGCAGCGCAGAGAUCCUUGUUCUGGACCCCCAACGGACUCAACGAAUUACCGGAAGUGCGUUUCGAAUUCCCCUUCAACCUGAUUGGCGAUCAGGACAAACAAAACAAAGGCCUUUUUUAACUGGCCAAUCGUGGCGCGUACUCAAAUCUGGGUACACAGCUGGAAGUCCAGAACAAGGAUUUCGGCGCUGUUUCGCAGACGGAGUUAACCAGAGUUUAAUUUCGUCUGCGCGCAGGCUAAUUAGUUCAUUGAGCGUAAACUACAGUUUACCGGAAACUGUUUCCGCAUGGUCCGCAUAGUUCUAAAAAUAACUUUUAAGAAAUUAAGAUAUCCCAAAGGCCCGACUGGGAGACCCCUCUCUGUCAUAUUAUGGCUCUUGAGGCACUUUACAAGAAGUGUUGUAACUAAUUUUAGACGCCGAUUUUAGGUUUUUUAAUAUCUUAAACAAAUGCCGCGCCACAUAGCUAAGCAAUAAUGGCUUUCACAGCACUGAAUGACACCUUAUCUUUUUUAACUACUUAGCCGCACAAAGCGAAAGAAGAUCUACGUCAUCAGCACGCCGAAGCGCCCAGUCCCCCUGCAGCACUUCUUGUACACGGGCAACAGCAAUAAAACAAGUAAUGAGCUGUUUAUGAUCGUGGAUGCCAACAGUAAAUUCCUGACGCGCGGUUACGAAGCAGCUGUGGCGGCAAAAAAAGAGCGGGAAGGCAAAGGGAAGGACGCGUAUGGCUCAAAGUCCAACCAAUAUACCAAUAUCAAAGAGGUCUGCUGCAACUUCACAUAAUGGUCUUUAAGAUCCAUAGACGCGACGGCAACGAAAACGUCGCUUUAAAAGUGAAUUUGCGUUCUUUCAGUCUUAAGCAAAAUUAUUCCUACCCAUCGAAUUUCAAGUGACCAUAUUCAAGUUCAGGAAGAGAAAUAAAUAUCCGUCAUUGCUUGUUUACGUUCUCCAUAAAACGCAAAAUUAGGCAUUUUCACGUCGUAGCCGUGCAAAAACGUUUGUUUGUUAAAACUUUUAUUUUUUAGACGUUCUCGUUGCCGUCGCGUCGUUGGAUCUUAAAGUCCCUAUUCUUUCUUUUGACAGAAGCAAGUUUUAGUUGUGGUAAUUGUCGUAAUGAAUGUUAUACAAAGAGAAAGAAAACGAAAAACCAACUUUGCUUGAAGCACCUCAAACCAGUUCCAAAGAAAAAUUUGAACGUUAGUUCUGAAUGUUGUGUAACAUUGCAUGGACGCAGUGCUCUAUCAAAAAUAUACACUACUAGUAUUUAUUGAGUCUCAAAUCGAGGCAAAAAAUUGGAAAAAUAAACAGUGAAGUAAACAAACCUACAGAAAAUAAAGGGACUUGUUGGUUGCUCUCUCUGACUAAAAAUGAUUUUUCUUAGUAUAUGUUUACCUAGUUUCAACCAGACUGCUAAUGGUCCGCUCUUGUUUUUCUUGAGCGCGCUUUACACACUGAUAACCAAGGACAAAUGAGUCACUGCUUAUAGUAAAGUUUAUGUUGCAACUGCAUUUUGGGCAAUUGCAAUUACGCCACAGUGUCCGUUACCGACCAGCCCUGUGUGGUGUAUAACACAUAGUUUUCUCCUUCAAAGGAUUUGGGGCAUAUUUACAUAUCUUUCUCCGUUUGUUCCAAGGAUCGUAAUAUUUGGCUGUCCUUGAUUGAAAUGUUGCGCAAGAAAGAGAAACUCCCCGUAGUUGCCUUCACGUUUUCAAGAAAGAGAUGCGAUGACAACGCUGAUCAGCUGAGCAGCUUGGACCUCACUACCUCUUCAGAGAAAAGUUUAAUCCAUGUAUUUAUUCAGAAAUCCGUGGCGAGACUGAAGGGCCCUGACCGAAAUCUUCCGCAAGUAAGUUUAUACAUGAAUUUCCUAUUUUAUGGCCCAAAUCUAAAACGAAACUUGAUGUACUUGAGCUCUGAAAAUGUUUAAUGUUGUUUGAGACUUAACUAGCACACUGAAACACAAAACGGUUUAAGUCGGUAGAAAGUCAUGUUUUUACUAUGUAUUUAUAACUCGAUACAAAGAAAAACGGAAAAAAGGAGUGAAGAGUGAAGACCUGCUUUGGCUUUUAGCUCUUAGUUUCUUCAUAUAAAAUCUGAAUCAAUUUCAGCCUCAGUGUUCAGGGGAUUCUUGUGACCCUUAUACGGUUUUUUUCAACUUUUGAUAUGGACAAGUUACGGAAAAUCCGUCGACAUCAUUGGAAACAACGCCUGAAAAUGAGUAAAACAGCCAAGUUUGAAAGUGAUUUGUUGAAAACUAACCGAGAUAUGGCUCCUCAAAGUUGGUCCAUGUGAAAAGUUGAAAAAACCGUGAAAGGAUCUGUUGUUAAAAUAAAAAGCGUGCGGGUGACUAUUCAGUCAUUAUUACGUCAAUUAAGCCUCUCUUUGUGUUAUAUUUCAGGUUGCUAGGAUACAGGAGCUACUAAAGCGCGGAAUCGGUGUUCACCACAGUGGGGUGUUGCCAAUCAUUAAAGAGGUAAACUCCUCCAGCGUAAGCGCUCGAAAUUCAGUUACAGGUCCUAGUGCUUUCAUUUUUGUUUUGACUUGCAAACCAUCCUGCAAGGCACCGUUUUGGGUGGAAAGUAAAGGGGUAGGUAUUCAUACCGUAUUGUGGUGGUUUUAAGGAGUAAAUGAAGUGAAUCCUCUUCAAGGAACGACGCACACUAGCAUCCUACCCCUCGCACGGACUUUAUGCCGCCAGUGAUGAGGAUGAGAUUAGCUUGCCUUCACCUCAUCUCCUUGUAACAAUAUUGAAUUUAUUUUAGCAGAGUGAUCGUUUUUAGAAAACGUGAGACGUUUUAGCCCGGACUUGGAUUCUUAAUAGAGGUUGAAAUAAUCUCUGUUUUUCACAUUUUAUUUGAUAUCCUUUUUUUGCAGAUGGUAGAAAUGCUUUUUGGUCGAGGACUAGUGAAGGUGGGUUUCCAUUGCAGCAAAAUAUCAUUAUGAUAAAACCGAUUUUUUUGGUGUUGACCCAACCAAGUCUCUUUUAGCAUAUUUUAUAUUAGGGCUUUUUUGAAAGGUAUAGUAAACGAAAGUACCAAUUAGCAGCCUGUUUGGUAUUUGGUGAGAAAGAAACCUCUCCGUUGCUGAUCACCACGGUAUACCGGCUUUUGACCUCUCUGUCUUUUACUGGUCCACCGCAAACCCAGCCCCCCCCCCCGGCGGGGGGAACGUUGUAGACGCGUUAAAAAACCAUCUCCUAAAAAAAACAUCGUUUUUACGUGGCCACCCGAGCUCCUCGAAGGUCGAGCCGUUUGCAGAGAAGGAACAGUAUCCAGGGAUGGAACGCCCGACAUAUCGCUCAUCAGGAACGCCAGCAAUGUACCUGCUGAAUUUACUCUGCGACGGUUGAAAUGUUAAAAUAAAUAAAACAUGUGUUUCUGUUUGCAGAUACUCUUCGCCACGGAAACGUUCGCCAUGGGGGUUAACAUGCCAGCAAGGACGGUGGUAUUUGAUUCAAUAAGGAAACACGACGGAAGUAGCUUUAGAGAUUUGUUACCUGGCGAGUAUAUUCAGAUGGCAGGUCGCGCCGGACGGAGAGGACUGGAUCCUACGGGAACUGUGAUUCUACUGUGCAAAGGAAGCGUUCCUCUUAUGGCUGACCUUCAUAAGAUGAUGUUGGUAGGCUAACGUUUGGACCAAGUAACUCGUUUUCAGUCUUUCAGCUCUCAAAAAUUAUACCAGUCUUCAUUUACCUGACAACCUUUUAAGUGGCCAGUAGACAUUAUAUAGGGCGUUUUCACAUGACGUCAUGCCCCCCUUGUUAGUGUCCCUGAUCAAUAGAACGGUGGCCAUGUUGGUUUCCCAAAACAGUCAUGUGGGAGGUGAAACUUGUUCCUACGAAAAACUUUCUCGUGUUCCAAGAAAUUUGCACAGCUGCUGGCCACGUGAAUGAAAAGAGGUGCUCUGUUAACCUUUUAAGUCCCAGGAGUGACCAACAUCAAUUCUCUCCUAACAGUAUCCAUAUUUCUUCAAGAGAAAAGGUUAGGAGAAUUAAUUAAAUGAUCAUCAAAGGGAAAAUGCUCUAUUUUAUCUUUUAUCAAAUUCUCUUAACUAAUUCUUUAAGAAAAUCUAUUGACAUCAGUCUGGAGAAUUUGUACGUGGGUAUUGGGGAUUUAAGGGUUAUGGGGAAAACAGCUGUUAAAAGCUGUCUUUACAAGCAGCCGCGACAGAGUCUUUUUUCACGUAGAGAAAGCGCCAUGCUCGUAGCGUAUGUUACCUUCACAAACACUUUGUAAUAACAUUCCUGCCAGCGGAUCGGAUUGCUAAGUUGAUUUUCAAGUAGAGAAAGGCGGGUUUUUAGCCAGUAUUUUGCUUAUAGAAAUCACUGGAAACUUUUUAUUAUUAUUAUUUGUCAAUAUUUGCGGUAGUAGGAUGCUGGUAGAUUUGUACUAGAACGAUAAGAAGGCUCAGUCUCGAUUUUUUUAACUUUGAUCUUGGCUCGCGGACCGAUAGAAAUUUAAGGUUGUCCUUUUAAUUUUGACAUAUCUUCCCCCUAACGCUAUUAUUAAUCUCUCCGUUAUGUCUUUGAACAGGGUAAACCAACUCAGUUGAUCUCCAGAUUCCGUCUCACCUACUCUAUGAUACUGAAUCUACUGCGAGUGGAAGAGCUAAGAGUGGAAGACAUGAUGAAGAGAAGCUUCGCUGAGUUUCACAUGCAGAAAGACGCACUACAAAGAAAACGCGAGGUGGAAGAACUGGAGAGAAAGCUACAAAAUAUAAAAGAAUUAGACUGUGCAUUUUGUUCUGAAGACUUGAAGGGUUACUUCAAAGCUUGUAGGGAACUGUCCGAGUUAACAAAAGAAGUUCAGGUAAUGACACCGUAG